AUGUCCCAGCGGCGGCCCUCGCCCACGCAGCGCCGCCGCUCCUCGUUCUGGCCCAGCGACAUCCCACCAGUGACGCCCAUGAAGAGUGUAAACCCCAAGGAGUACCUCACUGCGCUGUCAAACCUGCUCUCUUACGUCUCGAACCGCAUGGCCCAGAUCAAUCUCGAUCAUCUCAUCUUGGCCUUCAACCGCGCGCACGCCCGACACGAUCACAUCGCCAUGCGUCAGCUCGGCACCAGCAUGCUUUCCACCCUCGAAGAUGUCCAAUACGCCUACUAUACUUUCUGCGAGACCCGCGGCACGUUCGAUGAAGAGGAGAUCUGGAAGAUGGUGAUGGAUUUGGGGGACGAGGGAGACGGGUUCUGGGACGUGGUUGAGGAGUUGGCCGAUCUCAUUGAUAUUGUGGAGGGAGAGGAGUCGGAGGGGUUUUGGAGGAGUUUGGAGGGGGCAGUGAGUAGGGCUUAG
Didymosphaeria variabile is the source of this 465-nucleotide messenger RNA. RefSeq lists its product as uncharacterized. Lineage: Eukaryota; Fungi; Ascomycota; Dothideomycetes; Pleosporales; Didymosphaeriaceae. The transcript has 2 exons. The record is from RefSeq and is a predicted model, not a curated record. Bases 1 to 465 code for a protein of 154 amino acids.